This is a messenger RNA of Fukomys damarensis (Damara mole-rat), 1547 nucleotides long. It is a transcript of the gene Pgd, whose product is annotated as phosphogluconate dehydrogenase. The record is from RefSeq and is a predicted model, not a curated record. Gene Ontology annotation, biological process: pentose-phosphate shunt, oxidative branch; pentose-phosphate shunt. NCBI's taxonomy places the organism in Eukaryota, Metazoa, Chordata, Mammalia, Rodentia, Bathyergidae. Gene Ontology annotation, molecular function: NADP binding; phosphogluconate dehydrogenase (decarboxylating) activity. Gene Ontology annotation, cellular component: cytosol. The coding region runs from base 51 to 1463 and encodes 470 amino acids. The transcript has 12 exons.
CCUCUCCCCGGCCUUUCAGAGCUGACGUUGCGCUCAUCGGACUGGCUGUCAUGGGCCAGAACUUGAUUUUGAACAUGAAUGACCACGGCUUUGUGGUCUGUGCCUUUAACAGGACGGUCUCCAAGGUGGAUGAUUUCUUGGCCAACGAGGCAAAGGGAACCAACGUGGUGGGUGCGCACUCCCUGAAGGAGAUGGUGUCCAAGCUGAAGAAGCCGCGCCGGGUGAUCCUGCUGGUGAAGGCCGGCCAGGCCGUGGAUGAUUUCAUUGAGAAACUGGUCCCGUUGAUGGACACUGGUGACAUCAUCAUUGAUGGGGGUAAUUCCGAGUACCAUGAUACCACAAGACGAUGUCAAGACCUUAAGGCCAAGGGCAUCUUGUUCGUGGGCAGCGGUGUCAGUGGUGGCGAGGAGGGGGCCCGGUAUGGCCCGUCGCUCAUGCCAGGAGGGAACAGAGAGGCUUGGCCACACAUCAAGACAAUCUUCCAGAGCAUCGCUGCCAAAGUGGGGACUGGAGAGCCCUGCUGUGACUGGGUGGGAGAUGAGGGGGCCGGGCACUUCGUGAAGAUGGUGCACAACGGCAUCGAGUACGGCGACAUGCAGCUCAUCUGCGAGGCGUACCACCUGAUGAAGGAUGUGCUGGGCCUGCGGCACGCGGACAUGGCCCAGGCAUUUGAGGACUGGAAUAAGACGGAGCUGGACUCGUUCCUGAUUGAAAUCACUGCCAAUAUCCUCAAGUUCAAAGACAGCGAUGGCCAACAUCUGCUGCCUAAGAUCAGGGACAGCGCGGGGCAGAAGGGCACUGGGAAGUGGACGGCCAUCUCCGCCCUGGAAUAUGGUGUCCCUGUCACCCUCAUUGGAGAAGCUGUGUUCGCCCGGUGCUUGUCGUCCCUGAAGGAUGAGCGGGUCCAUGCCAGCCAGAGGCUGAAGGGCCCCCCGAAGACCCAGUUUGGGGGUGACAGGAAGACCUUCCUGGAGGACAUCCGAAAGGCCCUCUAUGCGUCCAAGAUCAUCUCGUACGCGCAGGGCUUCAUGCUGCUGAGGCAGGCGGCGUCCGAGUUCGGCUGGACCCUCAACUACGGCGGCAUCGCCCUCAUGUGGCGAGGGGGCUGCAUCAUCCGCAGCGUCUUCCUGGGGAAGAUAAAAGAUGCCUUCGACCGCAACCCUGCGCUGCAGAACCUGCUGCUGGACGACUUCUUUUGCUCGGCUGUUGAGAGCUGCCAGGACUCCUGGCGGCGCACGGUGAGCGCCGGGGUCCAGGCCGGCAUCCCCAUGCCCUGCUUUACCACCGCCCUGUCUUUCUACGAUGGCUACCGACACGAGACGCUGCCGGCCAACCUCCUCCAGGCGCAGCGGGAUUACUUCGGGGCCCACACCUACGAACUCUUGGCCAAGCCGGGACAGUUCGUCCACACCAACUGGACGGGCCACGGCGGGAGCGUGUCUUCCUCCUCCUACAAUGCCUGAACCCUGCUCCGCGCUGGGACGCCUCGGACCGCACUCCUCAUUCCGCCCCUCUCCCCGCAGUGAGGUUCAUAGAGAACACCUUAA